AAAAAAGGGGAGAGAGAGAGAACAGCGUGAAAGAUGGCAACAUAUACUGUUCCUCAAGUUGUCCCUUCUCCUGCUGAAGAUGCUGCGGCUCUCUUGAAGGCUUUCCAAGGAUGGGGCACCGACGAACAGGCAGUUAUAGCCAUCUUAGCCCACCGCGAUGCGGCUCAGAGGAAACGGAUUACGCUGAAAUAUGAAGAGAUGUAUCACGAGAGCCUAAUGCAGCGCCUCAAGUCAGAGCUCUCCGGAGAUUUCGAGGUGAACAUCAUCCAUGAGGCUGCAAGGAAUGGAUUAACGGAUAAUGAGGAGCUCAUUUGGAUCGUGGGUACUAAGAGCAAAGGGCAGCUCAUCGCCAGUUUUAGCUGCUUCGAUUAUGAGCAUGUAAGCGCACUGCUACCUGGUGGAACCGAUCCCACGGGAUACUUGCGCGCUCUGCGAACGGCAUGGUGGUGCAUUGCGGUCUUUGACAAGUAGUUCGGCUUGGUUCUGAGGAACGCGACGUUCGAAUCGGGGACAGACGAGGAUAGCCUGACCCGGGUGGUGGUGAUGCACGCAGAGAAGGACAUGAAGGGCAUCAGCAGCGCGUUUCGGAGGAGGUCGUCGGUUACCUUGGAGCAAGCCAUUGCCAAGGAAACCUCGGGUGACUACAGGAGCUUCCUCAUGGCUCUCCUUGGAAGCUAAACAGUGAACAAAGAACAAUGAUCCCAAGAACCAUAUCUCGCCGAUUACAGAAACACAAUAAGGUAGCUGUUUAGACAGUAAUAUAACAACGACAAUAAUAAAAAGGGAUAUACUAAGACUGCGUACUAAAUUGGUGCAUUAUAUUGCAACACUUUGUACUCUAGUAAUUAUGUCUAGAGAUCACGAAAUAAUGAAAGACAAUUUGAAACCUGGGACAAGUGAGAAAUUCUUACGCGGAAAUGGGCCCAUGUCUAUUCCAAAAUGAGGAAGAAAUUUAUGCUCACAUCUCCUCUAUUUCUAUGUUUUUUUCAGCCUGAAUUGAUGUUUACACAGAUGCAAUGAUAAUCAUGCAACCAUCUGCAUUCCCCCUUGCAAAAUAUCUGCACGCUUCGUUUGGUGUGCUCCCUUCCCUUCACUAGCUGCUAGUGUUACUGCUGCUCAUCGUUCUGCAGCAUGAUAAACUGCCUGAAGCCACAUUUGACAACAGGCAUCAUCAGUGUACCCCCGGUCCUCUCACUGACCAAAUUCCUCUCACUCAUCAGAGAUUCUACUGCCCCUGGCGCCUGCAUUCCUGUCUGAGUUUGGGUAAACGUGCAACCUCAAGCCUCUGGCGAGGGAGACAAAGCAUUACCGACUCCGUGAU
This is a messenger RNA of Setaria italica (foxtail millet), 1321 nucleotides long. Its product is annotated as annexin-like protein RJ4. The transcript is spliced from 5 exons. The record is from RefSeq and is a predicted model, not a curated record. Gene Ontology annotation, cellular component: cytoplasm. Gene Ontology annotation, molecular function: calcium ion binding; calcium-dependent phospholipid binding. NCBI's taxonomy places the organism in Eukaryota, Viridiplantae, Streptophyta, Magnoliopsida, Poales, Poaceae.